Ectocarpus sp. CCAP 1310/34 is the source of this 2964-nucleotide messenger RNA. The record is from the annotation of a GenBank genome assembly. Lineage: Eukaryota; Phaeophyceae; Ectocarpales; Ectocarpaceae.
GUGGCAUAUCUGCACAGCUUGCUGGUGCUGUGGUUCAGCGUUCGGGUACGGGAAGACGUAUUGCUUCCAUUGGCGUUCUAUCCUGACUGGCGAACACAAUGGUAGCAGAGAGGAGGCGAAGAACCGACUCAGCAUGCGUACUUUUCAUGUUCAACAGCAACAUAAGGGCAUCCCCUGCGUUCCUCGCACCGAAACCAACCAUCAUCGCUCCUCCCUGGAGGGUAAGAGAACUGGGCCCUCAAGCAGGGCACGGAGAGUUCAUCGGUCGUGGAGUGGCACGGAAUUGGCACAGUGCGCAUCAGAGGUCAACACAAAGGACCUCCAUGAUCCAGGAUCUCUUCGAUACGAAGGCCAGGAGUCAGCUUGUGUCCAGGACAUACGCCUCGGAUCCGUCAUUGUUUCGAGACAUUGACACGCUGGAUAAAUGCUCGAGCUGGACUGAUCCAGUUAUUUUCAGCGAUCAGAUGGCACUUAGUCCCACUACGCGCGGGGCUCUCUUUUCCACCGCCAUUCGAUCGUUGCUCGUGGUGGCGGCCUUCAUGUCUUUCCCGACACUGGUCGAAGAGAUCGCGCCGCUAAUAUUUUUGAAGGACGGUGCCCUGUCGGAUGAAGUGCGCUUGGGGCUGACGGGAUCGUUUUUGCCGGGCGUGUCGCUGCUGUUCGGUGCGCUCUUCUCCUACACAAUCUCCUUGCUGGUUAACCGGCAGAUCAAGAUCGAGGAGAUCGUGAACGCGGAGGUAUCGGCCCUGUUGUCGAUAGUGCUGCACAUGGAAGAUUACUUCAGGUAUAGCCCGGUAGCUCUGGAGGCGGCUAUGGAGGCGGCAUGGAGACACACGGACACUCUCAUAUUCCAGAGCCGUUACCAGGAGAUUUUGCUUCUUGUCCAAGACGACCCGCUAGAAGACCUCAUGAGGCUGAUCAUCGCCGUGGAUGACGAAGUACUGGCUUCGGAUGCCCACCGCAAUAAGUCCGGGGUACAUCGAGACAGCUUGGGGUACCUGAGGGGAGUGUCUUCGGACCUACUCAAGCUUAGAACGACGCGGCUGUCGAGCGAGGGGAGGGUUCUUCCCCCCGUGCACUUCGGGAUUCUCGUCAUUCUCGCCAGCAUGCUCUUGUUCGGCUUCACGCUGGCGUCGGCUCAACCGCCGACAGUGGACGGGCCUGUUGCAGCGGCCUUCGAGAGCAGAGUGCUCUUCACCCUGCUGGUCUUCAACUUCUCGCUGCUGUUGGAAUUCGCUUUGGACUUGACGAACCCGUUCGUGGGGCGUUACAAGGUUCGGCGGACAACAACGACCGCCAUAAUGGUCAAGAUCAGGAGCGAGAUCGUUGCGGUGAUGGGCCGGAAGCACAUGAAGACCUUCGAUGUGAUGUUCAACAUCCAAAAGAGACGUACCCUGAGAGACUUCAAGCGCGAGACCGGAAUGACUCUUCCAUCGGACAACCAGAUACAGCCUCUACCGUAGCUCCGACGACACGUAGCUCACGGCCGACCACAACAACAGCGGACUGGGGCGAGGGCAAAGCAGCGGGUACGAGAGCGCUGGGUCUGCCUGUCACCGGACAGGACGCAUUGUGUCGAGAGACCCGUCAUUUGCGUAGGACUGCUGUUGGUGGGGUCGUUCGAAACGGGAUUGACGGGUCGUGCUUGCUUCGUUGACGCCGCCAUUUUUGGUGUUUCGGGUGUGUGGUGGUGCUGUUGAUGGCGUUUUUUUUGUGUUUGGCGGUCGUUGUCUCGUGUCCCCCGGGUAGAUGGCGCUGCUUGAAGUCUGGUUCAAAAAUAGGGGUGUGCAGUUCUAGGUGCAGGCAAGCUGCACCUUCUUUCUGUAACCGACUGGUACUAUUCUGUAGAUUGUUGUUGAAUGUUAUUUUAUACCACGUUACUGGUUAAGUGAUUUAUCCCCCGGUAUUUCCGGCACUUGAGAGAGUGCCACGCACACGUUCCUCCUUCUUUUCUCGUGAUCGAGGUUGAAUCAAGCGCUCUGCCUUUAGGCCUGGUGUGUGCGUGCGGUAGAUAUAGACGGUUGGCUGCACAUGGAGCUAGCUGACAGCUGCUACUACGAAGAGAACGUGCGCGGAUUGUCCCGGAAGGGCUGCCACGUUGCUUGGUUAGGUGGGGCGAGGAUGCAACGACACUUCACACGCAUGCAUGUCCAAGACAGCGCGAGUAGAUUAUUCCACUAACGAUGCCGUCGUGUUUCAGCAUCGCAGGCAGCAUGUCUGGUGCUGUACCAUUUUGGGCUAAGAAUUCAAGAUAUUCGCGGAGAAAGCACCGACACGCUGUAGGAUCCGCGUUUAGCGAUGCCUUGGUGCCAUCAUGUACUUUUGAUUUUUGAUUUGAAGUUUGAAGAAAGUAUCUAGAGGAGCAAAUAGGAGUACAGAAAAAGGGUGACGGGAGGAGCAGAGCACACGUUGCGUGCUCUCGUUUUGCAACAAUGUGGUGACGGAAAAUCUUGUACCGUGGUUGCAUGCACCAUAUUCGUCACUUGUCAAUCGGGACUGAGUUUUUAUGUAGCCGUCCAGGUGUGGAGCUCUGCGUCUUACGGUAGGUACCUCAAGUCUAGGAGUGCAAAAUGAGAUUUUUGCCGCGCAGGGGACGUGAGUGCAAUCGGUGACUUGUGUUGUAACAUGUUCUCGAAGACGACGAUGACGUGUCUUCUGCGGUUUGCGUGUAGGUGUGCUGGUGAUGCCCGUUGUGUUGGCAAGAACGAGAGGUUUUCGCUUGUUGUGAUUGAGGCCCACGCCUUGUUUGCUGUUGCGGGGCAAAAGAUUGUAUUGAAGUCAAAGAUUUUCGUCGGCGUUGCAAGACCCGACCUCCACGGAGGAAGUCUCAAGUUUUGAAUCAGGAAUGUAUCGUUCGUUAUUGAAAUUGAAAAUAUAUGUUUGUUGCACCUGGUCUUUCCCCUUGCCAGGAAUCUUGCCCAUUCCUCGCUUCAUUUGUAGUGCUUGGUAGAGGCGGAUGCUGCG